AUGACUGAAUUCACUUUGAAUGAGUCGAGUGACUGUCUGUCUGAGUAUGGAGAAAUUGGGAUCCACUGCUACAUAUCAUCACAAAGGGCUCUAUGUAUCUCCCACCUCAUCCACUACAUCUCCAACCAACACGCUCCACCAACACCGAGACACGUGUCACACAACGCCGCUGAAGCCCGCGAAGGGCGCGUGCUACUUCUACAUCCCUCUCCGCUGUAUACUGACAAUAUACUUACAAUGGGUCCCAUUCAGAGCGACCAUGGAGCCCACAGUCCGGAAGGAGUCUUGAUCGCGACACGUGUCCCGACAUGCGCAUCUCAGGAUAUACGCACCAUCGGACGGCUCUUCCAAAAGCGACGUCCUGCCGUGGCGUCGUUUACACGGCACAACCGACACUCAGACGGAGCUUUUACCCCUCGCUAG
This is a messenger RNA of Prunus armeniaca (apricot), 423 nucleotides long. NCBI's taxonomy places the organism in Eukaryota, Viridiplantae, Streptophyta, Magnoliopsida, Rosales, Rosaceae. The record is from the annotation of a GenBank genome assembly.